UAAAAAUGAUUUUUGUUUCGAAUUGAUCAGUAGAUAUUUUUCUUUCGUUUCCUUCUCGUUUUCAAGUACUAGUUAAAUAUAUGAAAUGAACACAUGCGCAUUUGUAUCUAAACAAAGCCCCGUUCCUACGUUCACUUUAACUUAUCAUAAACGCAAAGCGUGUAAUAUUCAUCCAUUUUUUGAAGGUAGCCGACUUGGUAACCAACUCAGAUGGUAACCAACUCAGAUGGUUACCAACUCAGAUGGUUACCAACUCAGAUAGUUACCAACUCACAUGGCUACCAACUCAUAGAGCUACCAUCUGACUUGGUAGUCAAUUCAACCGACUUGGAAGCCAUCUCACGUGGUUCUAACUGACUUAGUAUCAUGGAAUAAUUAUCUAAAAUAUAAUUAUUGUCUAUGUGACCGAUUAAAUUCAACUUUUUUUUUUUUCGGUGAUAAAUUCAUUCGGCGAAAAUGGAAUCGGCGAACUUCAUUUUCGGCGAAUUUGUUUUAGGAGAAAUUUGUCUUCGGCGAAAAUAGACUAAAUCCCAGAAUGAUAUAAGCUUUAUUAUUACUGACACACCUUUUCCUAUUGCUAUGGAAACAUAUCCAAUGGUUUAUGGCUUCUCUACUUUCACUCUUGAUUAUUAGAGCCUGAGGAGGGAAAGAGCCACAAAACUUCCUAUUUAAAGUUAUACUCAUUAUUUUCUUCGAAAAUAGAUGUGAGUUCCAUAAAAUUCCUAUCAAAGCUUUGGGUAAUUUCUUAGUAAUCAUCUCAAUUGUAAAUAUUAUUGGAACGAACUCUAGAUAUUUCUAUUUACUUUCAUUUAGUUCAUUGUCUUAAUCCAGUCUUUCGUUGUUUAAAUGAAGCUUGUUCUCAAUUAUUUGAUAAACCUGUUGAUUAUAUUCUUCAUGCUCGUAUUCAUAGUCAAAAACGACAUAAGGGUUCUCGACGUUCAUCUCGUAGUACUGCUUAUCAUCGUCAUCAUAAACGUACAUAUCGUUGUAGAAUAUGUAAAAAAUCUUUUCAAACAUCUGAACAAUUACAAUAUCAUAUGCAUUAUGAAACACAUAAAUUUCUUUGUGAAUUAUGUCCAGCUGAAUUUGAAUCUAAUAAUUCAUAUCAUAAUCAUAUAGCAAAACAUUCCGAUGCUGCACUUUAUCGUUGUACAAUAUGUAUUGAAUCAUUUCAAAAACGAAAUGAUUUAUCACGACAUGUUAUAACACAACAUAAUGAAGAUUUACCAAAUCAAAAAAGUUGUUCAACUUGUAAUUUAACAUUUAAAACAACAUUUCAUUUAAAUCGACAUAAUGUUACAAAACAUUCAAAUAUAAAACCAUUUAAAUGUGAACAAGAUGGUUGUGAACAAGCAUUUGCUCGAAAAGAUAAAUUAAAACAACAUGCAGCUAAACAUACAGCAUCUGGUGGAUUAUUUAAAUGUCAUGCAUGUAUUAAAACAUUUGUUCGACCAGAACAUUUACGUGAUCAUGAUAUUGUACGACAUUCACAUCAAUAUCCAUUUUGUUGUGAAGUGUGCCGAAAAGGUUUUCUUCAUAAAAAUCAACUGUAUGCUCAUCAUAAACAACAUCAUUCAAUAGAAAAUCAAAUAAUGAAUGAAGAUAUAAAAUUCUAUACAUUCGAACAAAUUCAACAAAAUCAAGACUUUAGUAAUUAUUCAACGGAUUUAUUCUUAGAACCACAAUGA
Rotaria sp. Silwood2 is the source of this 1688-nucleotide messenger RNA. Lineage: Eukaryota; Metazoa; Rotifera; Eurotatoria; Philodinida; Philodinidae. The record is from the annotation of a GenBank genome assembly.